This is a messenger RNA of Saxophila tyrrhenica, 273 nucleotides long. RefSeq names its product DNA-directed RNA polymerase core subunit rpc10 (gene RPC10). Lineage: Eukaryota; Fungi; Ascomycota; Dothideomycetes; Mycosphaerellales; Extremaceae. Gene Ontology annotation, cellular component: RNA polymerase III complex; RNA polymerase I complex; RNA polymerase II, core complex. The record is from RefSeq and is a predicted model, not a curated record. Gene Ontology annotation, molecular function: zinc ion binding; DNA binding. Bases 1 to 273 code for a protein of 90 amino acids. The transcript has 2 exons. Gene Ontology annotation, biological process: DNA-templated transcription.
AUGUCCCGCGAAGCCUACACCCCCCAAAUCUCCUCCUCCCAAAACCCCGCCCCCGGCGCCUCCUCCACCACCAACAACACAGGCGGCACCUUCAACAUAACCGGCGCCAGCAACACCUUCGAAGACACUUCGCGCCCGGUGGCCUAUCUGUGUGGGGACUGCGAUGCCAAAGUCACGCUGAAGAGCGGCGAUGCGAUAAGGUGCAAGGAGUGUGGGUAUCGGGUUCUUUAUAAGGAGAGGACGAAUAGGAUGAUUCAGUUUGAGGCGCGAUGA